UCGAUUUCUCAACUGUCCAAUUGUUCAUUCUUCAUAUUCAAACCACACACAAACAGAUCCCGGAUUCCGCCGUCAAACGCCAUCGUUUAGUCGUAACGAUGGCGUCGGUAGCCCUCACCGCCUCCGUCAACCUAGGGUUCAGGUCAUUCGCCACCUCAAACCACCGCAUAUCGUCCAAACAAUCUCCUCCGUUAAAUCUCAACAGAUCAAACAGUCAGCACCACCUCCGGUCAUCUUCUUCAUACACAUCAAAUCUUACUCCUCGCUUGCCGCUACUCAGCCUUAAAUCACCGAAGAGAAACCUGAAUUUCUCCGUACAAGCAUCUGCUGCUGUAGUUCCGGCUAAACAGGAUCCUGCUCCAGCGCCGGUGCCAUGGCAAGGAGCGGCGAUGAAACCUCUGCUUGCUUCAAUCGCUACCGGUGUUAUCCUCUGGUUCGUUCCGGUACCUACUGGAGUUUCUAAGAAUGCAUGGCAAUUGCUUUCGAUAUUUCUCGCAACUAUCGUUGGGAUCAUCACACAGCCUCUCCCACUCGGCGCUGUAGCGUUAAUGGGACUAGGUGCGUGCGUUCUCACCAAAACACUGACGUUUGCCGCUGCAUUUUCGGCUUUCGGUGAUCCGAUCCCUUGGUUAAUUGCUCUUGCCUUCUUCUUCGCCAGAGGAUUUAUCAAAACAGGAUUAGGAAACAGAAUUGCUUACCAAUUUGUCUCGUUAUUCGGUAGCUCAUCGUUAGGGCUAGGAUAUAGUUUGGUUUUCAGUGAGGCUUUGUUAGCACCAGCAAUUCCUUCAGUUUCCGCUAGAGCAGGAGGAAUUUUCUUGCCCUUGGUUAAGUCCUUAUGCGUUGCUUGUGGGAGUAAUGUAGGCGAUGGAACCGAGCAUAAGCUAGGUUCAUGGUUGAUGUUGACUUGUUUCCAGACGUCGGUUAUUAGCUCAUCUAUGUUCUUGACUGCAAUGGCUGCCAAUCCACUGAGUGCUAAUUUGACGUUUAACACCAUAAAGCAGACAAUCGGGUGGACCGAUUGGGCAACAGCUGCGAUCGUUCCUGGAAUGGUAUCAUUGAUUGUAGUCCCACUCAUUCUCUACUUAAUCUAUCCACCAUCUGUGAAAAGUAGCCCUGAUGCACCCAAGCUUGCGAAAGAGAGAUUGGAGAAAAUGGGGCCAAUGACAAAGAACGAAAUCAUCAUGGCAGGCACUUUGCUUCUUACGGUUGGGCUAUGGAUAUUUGGAGGAAUGCUGAAUGUUGAUGCUGUUACAGCUGCAAUUCUUGGACUAUCUGUUCUUCUUAUAACAGGAGUUGUGACAUGGAAAGAAUGCUUAGGUGAAUCUGUUGCUUGGGACACCCUUACAUGGUUUGCUGCACUCAUUGCAAUGGCAGGGUACCUCAACAAAUAUGGUCUCAUCUCCUGGUUCAGUCAAACCGUGGUCAAGUUUGUAGGUGGACUAGGUCUUCAAUGGCAAGCAUCUUUUGGGAUUCUAGUUCUUCUAUACUUCUACUCCCAUUACUUUUUCGCUAGUGGAGCUGCUCACAUUGGUGCCAUGUUCACCGCCUUCUUGUCAGUUGCCACUGCCCUUGGGACACCACCUCUGUUUGCAGCAAUGGUGUUGGCAUUUCUUUCCAACCUCAUGGGUGGGUUGACCCAUUAUGGAAUCGGGUGUCUGGUGGAAGUUCAUCGGCUUAUGGUAGUUAAAAAAAAGGUUAAAGAUGUUAUACAUCAUACAUGGCAUGAGGCCGAAUUAUAUUUCAAGUUUGAAUUUGUACUUUUAAAAUUUUGAUAUGUCACAUUAUGUAACUGCCUUGAGAGAAUUCUAGCAUGUUUUUGCAUUUCAUAUACUUGG
Messenger RNA from Lactuca virosa, 1835 nucleotides. NCBI's taxonomy places the organism in Eukaryota, Viridiplantae, Streptophyta, Magnoliopsida, Asterales, Asteraceae. The record is from the annotation of a GenBank genome assembly.